AUGUCUUCAUCAUCAUCAGAUCGUGAAGCUUCAUCUUCAAAAGCAAAUGAAGAAAAAGUUAAUGUUGAAAAUUUAAAUAAACCAAAACAAGUUACUGUUGAUGAAUCAAAAAAACAAUCCGAUCAAGAUAUUCGUAAACUUGAACAUGCACCUGAAUUAUCUCGUACAGCUAUACAUGAAUAUGAACUUGAAAGUAAUCAAGUAGCAUUAUCAACAUCAGAUGAAAAUAUUCUUAUUUAUGAUACAACAAAAUUUAUUCUUUUUAAUAAUAAAUUUGAACAAAUCAAAGAACUUGAAUGGAAAGAAUAUGAUUCAUCUGGUAUAUUAACAAUUGAUGAUUUAACUUAUUUAUCUUGUGAAAAUUCUUAUCUUAUAUUAACACGUAGUUAUAUCUAUGAAUUAAAUAUUGAUUCAUUUACUAUGAAAUUAAUUAAAGGAUUUAGUAAAAAAGAUAAAUCUGAUGAAGAAAAAAUUGAAUUUGCAUCUAUAACUGCUCAUAAUGAACAUAUAUUCGUUGCAUAUACAGAUGCAUUAGCAGUUUCAAAAUGGUCAUGGAAACCAACAGUACAAUUAGUUAAUCGUUGGACAAAAACUAAAUUUGUUGAAGAAACAGAUAAAAAUAUUUUAGCAAUUCGUACAGAUGGCACACAUGUUGGUUUACUUAUUAAAGGUGAUACAACACGUUUAGAAGUUUUUGAUUAUAAUUUAGCAACACGUAUUGUACAUCAUCUUGAAUUAAGUCAAACAGCUAUUAUGUUAACAGCAUUAGGAAAUAAUCAAUGGCUUGUUAUUGAUAGUGAACAACAUGAAUUAUUACUUAUUAAUGAAGAUAAUCAAAUAAAGAAAACACAAAAUAAAGAUAGUUCACCAUUGAAUGCUAGUCGUUUAGCAAAUGAUCAUCUUGUUGUUAAAUGUCAAAAACCAAAUAAACUUCAAAUAUUUAAAUUAGAUUAA
Adineta steineri is the source of this 954-nucleotide messenger RNA. The record is from the annotation of a GenBank genome assembly. NCBI's taxonomy places the organism in Eukaryota, Metazoa, Rotifera, Eurotatoria, Adinetida, Adinetidae.